This is a messenger RNA of Volvox carteri f. nagariensis, 5429 nucleotides long. RefSeq lists its product as uncharacterized. The coding region runs from base 1 to 5211 and encodes 1736 amino acids. The transcript is spliced from 23 exons. NCBI's taxonomy places the organism in Eukaryota, Viridiplantae, Chlorophyta, Chlorophyceae, Chlamydomonadales, Volvocaceae. The record is from RefSeq and is a predicted model, not a curated record. Gene Ontology annotation, molecular function: protein binding.
AUGCCUCUACCAUCAACGGCGCGCACUGGUGAGGGGCGUAUGGAGCAUCAGCGGGCGGACCAGCAAGAGUCCCCGUGCCAUCUAAGCGCACUUUCUUAUGACCAGGCCCCCAGUAGCUCCUUGCCAGCCGUGGACGGCGACUCCCCGCCCAGGCGAGCCUCCGCGGCCGGAACAGUGGCAGCCAAUCAUAUCCAUCCUAUGAAAGCUGAGGAAGGCGGGCUAGGCUAUAUAAACAGCUGCGCCUAUCUAGCCGAGGUUGCGGCCGAGCCGCCCUGUUGCCCCAACGGCGACCGGAGCAGCAUUGACGACUGCGUUAGUGGGGCCGGCGUUGUCAGCUUUAGUGGUGCUUUUGAAUGCAACGGCACCCCCUGUGGGCCGCAAUCUCCAGGAACGGCCAAGGCUAUGCGCUGCAGCGACUGCGAUCACAGCGGCCGUGCCGCCUUGCCUUGCUGCGUUGGCGCGCCAUCGUCUUGGAACCCGCUAGAAAGGUCAGCCACGCGGAAAACGCCUGGAGCAGUAGCACCGCUGCCACAAUCGCCGCUGUGCGUUGAAGGCGGCGAGCGUAUGCAACAGCCCCAUUCUGCUUUGCUGUUCCCUGCAGCCGGCAAUGCCACCGCGGUCGUGCCUGCGGUGCCACCGCCACCGUCGCCGCCGCAAGGGGGCGGUGGCGGUGUUGUUAGGACAGCGACGGCAGGAUGGCCGGCCGAGGUCCUGCAGCGUGUGUCUGCAGCCGACUCCCCCAUGUCGCCUGGUCGAGUUGACGUGCCGCCUCCGCCUCCGCGACCCGACACGCCGUCGUCGUUUGAGACCCACUCAGCCGCAGCGGCAGCGGUGGCCGCAGGGCUUAGCCACGGCCACGAGAUGAAGAGUCCCUCUUCAUCUUCCAGGCCCAGUCGUAGAAGCCAUUCUAUUUCGGCACACACAUCUCCGGCUCAGCAGCAACAACCGCAACCUCAGCUUGAUUCGCAGCCCCCCAGUCCACAUCAACAGCAACAGCAAAUGCGAUUUACGCCACGGAAUCACGGGCCCCAGGCUUCUCCUGGAGUUGACAGCCGCUGGCCGGCAGCGACGGCAGCUGCAGCGGCGGUGGCGGGGAUAGCCGGCCAUCCCCAGUCCUGGAGUGUGCAGCAGCAACAACACCAGCUGCUGGUGUCACAGCAGCAACAACAACAGCAGUUACCGGCAGCCGUGGUGGCCGCGGGGCUGCCACUCCUAGCUGUGCCCGCAGCGGCGCUUCCAUACACACCGUGGGGCCCUGUGCUGCCUGCCAUACACGUCCCACAAGCAGCCGUCGCUGUUGCUGCUGCUGCUGUUGCCGCCGGUGCCGGUGUUGCCAUCUCGCCCUUUGCAACCCUACCUCUGGCAGUGGCAGCGUCCCCUGCCGGCCCAACGCCACCCGAAGUCACCGCUGCCGCCGCCGCUCCCGGCAUUGGCCAACAGUCGGGUUUCGGAGCACAUCAGAAUGCAGUGCUGCAGCUGCCGGCGGCCCCCGGGGGCCCUCAGGCUCCACCGCCGGCACCAGCGGCGGCGCCACAGCUGACACUGGGGUCAUCUGCCGAUUCCGAAGCGCUUGCGUCGCAGUGUCGGUUGGCGGGUGUGUUGCGGCAGUCUGGAAAGGCAGCUGAAGCUCUGGCCCUACUGGAUGGGGUGCUGCUCCGCCAGCCCACAAAUGUGGAGGCACUGCACCUGCGGGCGCAAUGUCAGCAGGCCCUGGGCCAAGUGCAGGAGGCAAUGUCCACGCAUCUUCGGGCUCUGGCGCUGGCCCCCGACCACAUACCCAGCCUGACGGCCCUGGGGGCCCUGUACCAGUCGCAGGGCCUGCUGGGCGAUGCGGUGGCGGUGUAUCGUCGAUCGCACGAGCUGCGGCCGGAUGACCCCACCAUCCGGGUGGGUCUGGCGGUGGUGUUGACGGACCAGGGGACCAAGCUGAAGAACGCAGGUGCCCCGGUGGCUGAGGCCGUGUCCCGAUACCAGGCCGCGGUGUCUCUGUGCCCCAACUACGCGCCUGCGCUGUACAACCUAGGUGUUGUGGCGGGGGAGCUGAGGCAGGGGGAUGCGGCACUGGAGUAUUACCGGGCGGCCAUUGCGGCAGAGCCCCGGUACGCGCAGGCUCACUGCAACCUGGGCGUGUUGCUGCGUGAGCGGGGCCGGGUGGUGGAGGCCGUGGCGGCAUAUGAGGCGGCCCUGGCCGCCGCCCCCAACUUCACCAUUGUGCGGAACAACCUGGCCAUUGCACUGACCGACCUAGGCACGCACAUCAAGAACGAGGGCCGGCUGGACGAGGGCAUCGCACUGUACGAGCGGGCGCUGUCGUACGCCCCGCGACAUGCCGACGCGCUGUACAACCUGGGGGUGGCGUACGGCGAGAAGGGCGACUUGCAGGUCACAGUCGCCACGGACGCCUUUCGGUCAGUUUUUACGUUUGCUACUCUCUUGCCCUGGCAGCAGCUUCAAUCGUGUGUGCCCCCGGGUGCCAUUGCUUUGCUCCCUUGUGCUGUAAAGCACUGGCCCGGGGAUGGGCGUGCCGCCUUCAUGUACGAGAUGGCCCUGGCCUUCAACCCUGCGUGCGCGGAGGCACAGAACAACCUGGGGGUUAUUUGGAAGGAACAGGCGAGAGACAACAUAGAGCGCGCGGUGGAGUGCUACUCGGCCGCACUGGCCAUAAGGCCCAGCUUCCCUCAGAGCCUCAACAACCUGGGGGUGGUCAUGACGGCGCAGGGCCGAGCUGCGGACGCCCUGACGCUGCUGAUGGCCGCUGUGAACGGAUCCCCCACCUAUACGGAGGCCCACAACAACCUGGGUGUGCUGCAACGCGACGUGGGGUGCAUUCCCGAGGCCCUGGCCUCCUACAGUCGCUGCUUGGAGCUGGACCCCCACUGCCGCAAUGCCGGACAGAACCGGCUGCUGGCGCUCAAUUACAUAUACCCCGGCGAGGCUGAGCUCGUCAGUUCUGCCCACCGGGAGUGGGGGGAGUUGUUCCAGUCCACCGUACAGCCACUGCCGCCACUGGGGCCGGGGGACAGGAGCCGGGAUCCGGACCGGCCCUUGCGCAUCGGCUACAUCUCCCCCGACCUCUUCACUCACAGCGUAUCGUACUUUGCGGAGGCGCCACUAACCCACCACGCACCCGGCCGAGGCUACCAGCACUUCGUGUACAGUUGUGUUCCCAAGCCCGACGCCAAGACCGCCCGACUGCGAGCUGGCACGGAGGCCGCCGGGGGUGUGUGGCGGGAGGUGGCUCGGCUGAGCGAGGGGGAGCUGGCGGAGCUGGUGCGGCGGGACGAGAUCGACCUGCUGGUGGAACUGACGGGCCACACUGCCAACAACCGUCUAGGCGUCAUGGCUCGGCGGCCCGCCCCCGUACAGCUGACGUGGAUUGGCUACCCCAACUCGACGGGGCUCAAGGCGGUGGACUACCGCCUCACAGACCAAGUGUGUGACCCGUGGACCACUGAGCAGACCUUUGUGGAGGAACUCGUCCGGCUGCCCGGCUGCUUCCUGUGCUACACACCCGCUCUGGACGCACCCCCGGUGGCGCCACCCCCCGCCCUCGCCAACGGCUACAUCACGUUUGGCUCCUUCAACAACCUGGCCAAGAUCACUCCGCAAGUGUUGCGGCUGUGGGGCGCCAUUCUUGCCGCCGUGCCCCGAUCCCGUCUGGUUCUCAAGAACAAGCCAUUCGCAUGCGAGGCGGCUCGGGCCCACGUGCUGCAGCAGCUGGCGGCAGUGGGGGUGGAGCCCUGGAGGGUGGACCUGCUGCCCCUGGCACCAGGCAACGCGCAGCACCUGGCCACGUACUCGUUGAUGGACAUAUCCCUGGAUCCAUUCCCGUACGCAGCUCCCAAUACCAAGACGCAUUGCCAGCAUUCCCAACAGCAGCAUCCCCAGUAUGCUCAGCAGCAGGCAGCGGCGGCAGCAGCUUCUGCCGGUACCUCCACACUACUCGGAGCCCAGCCAGCGGUGGGCAGUGAUCAGGGGCAGCAGCAGCACCACCACCACCACCAUCAACAGCACCAACAGCAACCCCCGCAACUACAGCACCUGCAAGAGGAAGGGGGGGAGCAGCAGGGGGUGGGAAAAUGCGGUGAGGAGGCGGACGGCAGCUCGGGCUCGGACUUGACCCCCCGGGACAUGGCGGUGGAGUCCUCAACGGCCGCCGCCGCCACGGUUGUCCAGAAGAAAUGUCCGACUGCUGCAGCUGCGGCUGCUGGAGCCGCAGCUGUAGGCGCGGGCACGGGCGCGACCUCCCCCGUGGCACCUGUUUGCUGCUGUUGCUCCAGCUGUUGUAGCUGUCAUCGUUUUUCUUCUUCGUCGUCGUCGUCGCCUUCUUCCUCGGUUCGGCCUGGCUGGGUGGCUCACAGCGAGACGGAGUACGUGGCGCUGGCAGUGGCCCACGCCUCGGACGUCAAGGCACUAGCAGAGCUGCGCUCUUCUUUGCGGGAGCGCAUGUUAUCGAGUCCGCUGUGUGACGGCCCGGCCUUCCUCCGGCGACUUGAAGGCGUGUACCGGGCCUUAUGGCGCAGGCACUGCGCCGCGUUAUCGGGUGACGCCGCGGCAGCGGAGGCAGCGGCGGUGGCCGCCGGCCUUCGCCGGCCGACAUCGCCCCCUGAGCAGUCACCGCCUGACAAGUCGCAGCAGCGCCCCCGGCAGAGCGGCGGUGCAGUUGGGCAGAUGUUCCCUUUCCGUGCAAACGACGCAAAGCCGCCGGCGCAAGCAGAGCGCAAACACGGCAAUAGCGCAAGGGAAAAGUACGCAACGAUGCCGCCUCUCUGCUAUGUAGAAAGAGGGCCUAUUCACAACUUCUCUAGUUGGUGGUACCUGGCUACUAAAUUUCUCAGCCUCUGCGCUUUUGAGGAGGCCCUCGCUACAAUGAUGCGGAUGCAAGAUACGACACACACGCAAGCACACAGCAUCACCAUCCCCGUGGCCUCUCUCUCUUUUUUGAUCGAACAUUCCAUCACAGCAUUUCGCCUCUGGUUCACUCAUUCACGCGCAAAAACGCUCAAGUUCCCCAAUGUUCUGAUGAUGGCAGUUGUGAUGAUGUUUUGCCUUGUCAACUCCGCAUACAACCGAAAACGCGAAAUCCGCUUGCGCAUCACACAGAUGGCAAUGGCCGAAGAAUCCUACAUCUCUACAACCAUGGUACCAAUACGACUGCUGGUCCAUACGACAACAAUUAUAAAAAAGCUUGGCAAUCCGCGCAAGCAUUAACUUUUUUCCAGGGCCUUCUGAUGAAACCCUGAACCACCACAUCAUUCCACAUAUGCACCACCUCCGUUGCGGCAUAUCCAAUACUCCCCUACUCGGGAUUCCCCGACAACUCGACGAGGGUUAAGGGACACAAAAAAGAAAGAUGUAAAUCAAGCCAAAACCACUCAGUUCCUCUCACGCCUUACGGCAAAACCACCUGCAGGCAAAACGCUGCCUCG